GUUUCAAUUUUUUCUUUCGCAUUUUCUAUUCUUUUUUAUUCUUUUUUGGGCAAAUUGUAUUAUGCCCAGAAAACGAAAACUUGGUCUUGAUGAAACCUCUGAUGAGGGUAGUAAUAAGAAGCGAAAAAUAGAUGUUACUGAGAUUUGUCAAGAAUUAUAUGACAUCAUAAGAAACCAUAAAAUUGAUGGUAGGUUGAUUUGUGAAACAUUCAUCCGAACACCUAAGAGAAGAAAUCAAGCUGAUUAUUAUGAUGUUGUCCAGGCUCCGAUUGAUUUGUCUCGUAUCCAGCAAAAGAUUAAAUUUGAGGAAUAUGAAGAUGUUGAUCAGUUAACUGUGGACAUUGAAUUAUUGGUUAAUAAUGCCAAAAAUUAUUUCAAACCUGAAAGCCAAGAAUAUCAAGAUGCUUGUGACUUAUGGAUUCUAUACAAUGAUUCUAAAAGUGAAUUAUUGGGUGGUGAUAAUUUACCCGAUGAUUCAUCUUCAACCAUUAAUGUUGGUGAUUGUGACUCUUUUAGUAAUCAAGGUGGUGAAAGUUCAAUUGAGGAAGACAGUCCACUUGAAGAACUGUUUGCCUCGGUGAUGACAGCAACAGUUGAUGAUGGUCGCAGUUUGUGUACAAUGUUCCAAUUGUUACCCUCUAAAACCAAGUAUCCUGAUUAUUAUAAAAUAAUUCAUGAUCCAAUAGACCUGAAAAUGAUUGCCCAAAAGAUUCAAAGUGCCGGUUAUUCAAGUCUAACUGAACUUGAGAAAGAUUUAUUACUCAUGGUUAAAAAUGCCAAAACUUACAAUGAACCAGGAUCACAAAUCUACAAGGAUGCUAAUACUUUACGUAAAAUAAUUUUAAACAAGAAACAAGAAAUUGACCAGAGAAAAUCAUCUAAAUCAAGUGAAAGAAUAAGAACAAGAAAAUCUCUUUCAUCUUGUCAAAAAUGGUCAAGCAUUACUGCUGCUCUUAAAUAUGAAAAUGAUGAUUUAGAGCCAAUUUCUAUCUCAUCAACACCCCUUCCAGUGCCAAUCAACAACGAAGACACAAUUAAUGAGGAACAAGAUGAAUCUGAUCCAGAAGAUGCAGAUGCUAAUCCACAAUGGCAACUCUAUGAAACUGUCAGGUCACAUACAAGUGCUCAAGGAAUUGCCCUUUCAGAUCCAUUUAUGCGUCUACCAAAUCGCCGAUUCUAUCCUGAUUAUUAUCAAGAAAUUAAACAUCCAAUGUCUCUUUCUAAAAUUAAAUCUAAAAUUAAGAUGCGCUUUUAUCGUUCCACCGUCGAGGUUGUAGAUGAUUUGAAUACCAUGUUCGAGAACGCUAAAAAGUAUAAUCGACCUGAUUCCAAGAUUUUUAAGGAUGCAUGUAAAUUACAAAAAAUAAUGCAAGCAAAAGCCAAGGAACUUGUCAAUUACCAAGGCAAAGAAUCUGAUUCUAGUGAUACCGACAAUGAAGAUAGUUCUAGUGGAGUUGGUCGAGGUAGAGGUCGUAAACCAAAAACUUUAACAAAUGCUUUAAAUCAUGAGCUUAAAAGAGCUCGUCGUACCAAUUCUGAUUUUGAUCCUGGUUUGAGAAAACGUAUGAAACUCAUAAUUAAAACAUUAAUUAAUUAUGUUGAUGAUCAAGAUCGUCAAAUCUGUGAGCUAUUUAUGGAAAAACCUUCCAAGAAAGAUUACCCUGAUUAUUAUGAGAUAAUCGAAAAUCCAAUUGAUAUGAAAACAAUUCAAGUAAAUGUGAGAUCUGAUCAAUAUGCAACCGAAGAUGCUUUUAUUGCUGAUUUGAAGCAAAUGUUUGACAACUGUAAACAGUACAAUGAGGAAGGCUCUCAAAUUUAUCGAGAUGCUGAAACACUUGAGGCUUUAUUGAAUGGAAAACUCGCCGAGCUUGGUGCUUAUAUUCCCAAAGUCAGAAGAUCUCGAAAAUCUACCAAUUUGAUUCAACCUAAAUUAAAAGUACUUUAUGAUGCAAUCAUUAAUUAUAAUGACCCUAAAACUGGUCGUCAAUUGUCUUCGAUAUUCAUGAAGCUUCCAUCCAGAUUAGAUUAUCCAGAUUAUUAUGAUGUAAUUAAAAGCCCAUUGGAUUUGGGUAAAAUCGGUAUGCGACUCAAGGAUAAUCUUUAUGAGUCAUUAGAUGAUCUGCUUUCCGAUUUAGUUUUAGUUUUUGAUAACGCGUGUAAAUAUAAUGAACCCGAUUCACAAUUGUACAAGGACGCGCUAACCCUGCAGCAUGUAGCUCUUCAAACUAAAUUAGAGCUAAUUGAGAAUGAAAGUCAAGGAGUACCAAAUAUAAGAGCAGUUAUUCAAGAUUUGCUAACUAAUCUAUUCAUCUCCGUUUAUAACCAUCAAGAUGAAGAAGGAAGAUGCUAUAGUGAUUCGAUUAUCGAAUUAUCUGAACAAGAAGCCAAAAAUGCGGAUCCGAAUGAACGUCGUCCUUUAACGUUGGACCAGAUCAAAAAGAAUCUCGAAAAAAGAAGAUAUCGUCGAUUAGAUAGAUUCCAACAAGAUAUGUUCGAUGUAUUCGAAAGGACUCGACGAUCUUCACGAAGUGACUCUCAAGCUUUCGAGGAUUCGGUCGAGUUGCAAUUGUACUUUAUUCGUUUACGAAAUGAACUCUGUCGAAAUGGGGAAGUAUUACAAUCUAGUGCACUCAAUUUUACCGAGACCAAUUUGAACACACAAGUAGAUGCAUUAAAAUCGCAAAAAUUACCCUUUGAAAAUCAAGAAGCUGAAGCAGAAUCUAAAGCAGAAGAUAAAGAUGCUGAUCCCAGUGGUGGAACAUCAGCUGAAAGUAUUGCUGAAGUUUCUCUGAAUGAUCAAGUUUACCGACCAGGUGAUUUUGUCUACAUUGAGCCAAGAGAAAAAGGAAUGGACCCUCAUAUAAUUAACAUCUCAAAACUUUGGAAAGAUCCUACUGGUCAAAUAUGGAUUUAUGGAUGUUGGUUUUACCGUCCUUACGAAACUUAUCAUAUCGCAUCAAAAAAGUUUUUGGAAAAGGAAGUUUUCAAAAGUGACAGCUACAAUAAUGCUCUUCUCUCUCAAGUUGUGGGGAAAUGUUUCAUCAUGUUUGUAAAAGAUUACUUUAAACAGAAACCAGAAGGUUUUGACGAUCGUGAUGUUUACGUUUGUGAAUCUCGCUAUUUUACUCGUACCAAAACAUUUAAGAAAAUUAAAGUUUGGCUUUACUUUAAUAACCAUUCCCUGAUACCAAGAGAGACACAUUCACCCAUGAUAAGAGUACCAUCCAUCUUUAAAAAUGGUAAACAAGACAAAUCCAAAGAUGAACAACCAACAACCAAUGUCAAUGAAUAUGACGACGAUGAUGGACCUAAACUUUUAGACAUUGAAAGACCCAACAUAAUAAUUGAGCCUGGAGAUGGUCUACCGAUAGAAGAAGGUGCCAUUUAUUAUGAACAAUUUACUAUCCCUUCAGGUUCUUACAAAUUGGGUGACUGUUGUUAUGUGAGAACAGAUAAUGGACGAAAUCUCAUUUGUAGAAUUGAUCGAAUGUGGGUCGACAAAGAUGGUAAUGCUUUCUUCCAUGGUCCUUGGUUUGUUCAACCACGAGAACUUCAUUCAGCAACAUCUCGCAUGUUUUAUCCUCAAGAAGUGUUUUUAAGUUCAAUUGGAGAUACCAAUCCACUUUUAAGUAUUUGUGACAAAUGUUCAGUUUUGGAAGUUAAAGAUUAUAUUACUCGGCGUCCAACUGAAAUCUCUGAACAAGAUAUUUAUGUUUGUGAGCUUAAGUAUCAUGAACAUGAGAAAAAAUUUAUCAAAUUACCAAUAAAUCUCAAAAGAACAACACCUUUCAAGCCUGGAGUAGCUGAAGAUGAGCAAUUUAUAUUUCGAAAACCAUUGGCAAUCUCUAGAAGUGAAUCUAUUCCAACAAAAAGUGAUUUGUUAUUGAAAAAAGGUCAAUUGGCAAACCUCAACGAAGUUCCAUCUCCACUUACUUCAUUCCGGCCAUCAAUUGACACCGAGAAUGAAGAAUCCAAUGAUGUAUCAUCCAUAAUAUCCGAAACACCAAUAAUAUCGACUCCUUUUAUGAGCCGGAAAAAAGGAAGUAAACGUAUUGUCACUGGUUAUAUAAUUUUCGCUGGUGAAGUAAGAAAAUCGGUUAUCCAAGCGAAUCCUGAUUGUGGCUUCGGAGAUGUUAGUCGAAUCAUUGGAAAUGAAUGGAAAAAUUUACCUCUGGAGACGAAACAAGAAUAUGAAAGAAGAGCACAAAAACAGAAUGAAGAAUCCGCGCGAGAAGCUGCUCGUGAAGCUGAAAGGCUAGAACUAUUCUCACAAUCACCAAUGGGUUUUGAACUUGUCUACGAAUGUCACUGGGAAAAUAAAUGUGAUUACCAAUUUGAAGAUCCCAAUGAUUUAUAUGAUCAUCUUAACUCCGAGCCGCAUGGUCACGUUUGGAGGUCAUAUGGUGAACUUAAAGACAAAGAAGAUGCGGUUUUCCAAUGUCUCUUUCACGGUUGUGCCCGCGUUAAAAAAGGAGCUACGCCUUUUCCGUCAAUUUAUCGACUCGUUCGUCAUUGUAAAGAAAUUCAUGUAAACAAACAAAUUCCUAAGCAUAUCCCUCCCGAAAACCGUAGCAAAAAUUUCAUCCCUGGUCGCAAGUCAUCAACCGCUCCAUCAUUUUCAACUUCGCUUAAUCAUUUCGGCAAUAAUAACAAUCGACCAUUUAACCAAUCUGCAACAUCGGUUCUCGGUGUAAAUCCUGUAAGAUCAACCCCUCCGCCCGUCUUAUCUUUAUACGACAAUAUUGGUGGUUUGUCGAGUGUAUCCCUUGGAAUCAACGGUCAUUCAAAUGACUCUAUGUCAUCUUAUUGGGGCAAAAACACUCAAACCAACCAACAGCAACAAGCUCAAGUCACUCAAGCCGACCCUCUUUUUGCAUUAUCACCUCCAAAGCCAACCCGCCUUCUUCAUUCAAGCACCUUUGUCCAGUACAUAAAACGCUUACGACCCGACUGUAGACAUGUCAGCAAUUAUGAGCAACAAUUUAACGGAACCCCGGAAAAUACAAUAUUACCAAAUAGAGAUCAAUUACCAACCCAUUGGUUAGCAAAUGGUGAAGGCAAUCACGGUGAUGUGGUUAAUGCUCUAUGGGCUUUAAGGAACUUCAUGCUCAAAGAAUCAUUGAACAUCUCACGAUUAUAAAAGCCUAAUCUCUCAUUAAUAACCAUUCAAUUGAUCAACAAAAAUCAAUUUGAAACAAAACAUAAACAAACGCAUUUUACAAUUGACACAAGCUAAUAUUUAUAGAGAAAAAAAUAUCAUUUUGGAAACCCUGCUCGAUAUAUAAAACUAAAAAACAAUUAUUUCUCAA
Panonychus citri (citrus red mite) is the source of this 5309-nucleotide messenger RNA. RefSeq names its product protein polybromo-1-like (gene polybromo). The coding region runs from base 62 to 5140 and encodes 1692 amino acids. NCBI's taxonomy places the organism in Eukaryota, Metazoa, Arthropoda, Arachnida, Trombidiformes, Tetranychidae. Gene Ontology annotation, cellular component: RSC-type complex. Gene Ontology annotation, biological process: chromatin remodeling. The transcript has 11 exons. The record is from RefSeq and is a predicted model, not a curated record. Gene Ontology annotation, molecular function: protein binding; chromatin binding.